AUGCUGGCUGGUUGCCUGGCAUGGGUGGCCUUUGUGCGCUGCCAUCUCAUCAAGCAGAGCCCCUGGAGCACAGAGGAGCUUCGGGACAUCCGGCCAGUACAAGAUCACCUAUGGGCCUCUGUGCUCUUCGGGGACCUGGAGAAAUCGACCCCGGACUUCCGCCUCCAACGGAUCCGUGAGGGCUGCUCACAUCCAGCAAAGCGAGAGAAAGCUUCUGUGCUGCCCACAUCCGUGAAGUGUCAGGAGACGUGCCUUUGCUGCCUGGACGACUUUGAAGACUCCCAUGCAGUGGCGCUGUUGCCCUGCGGCCACGUCUUCCACGAGGCCUGCAUCAGCGAGUGGUUCCUCUCGGCGAGGUCAACCGGAGCUUGCCCAAUCUGCCGGCAGCAUCUGAACAUUGUCUAA
Symbiodinium sp. CCMP2456 is the source of this 405-nucleotide messenger RNA. NCBI's taxonomy places the organism in Eukaryota, Dinophyceae, Suessiales, Symbiodiniaceae. The record is from the annotation of a GenBank genome assembly.